AUGGCUACUCAUUCCAGACAAGAUGUUGGUAGCAACGAUUCGGAAUCGAAUCAGGCGAGACCAAGCACUGCUCCUCCAUCUUGUGACGACGAGACAUCCGCAAUUGCCGAGCAAUCAGAUUCCCACGAUGGGACUAUUCAUACAUUUUCUGUCCAGUGGCCUGCAAACCAAGUGCCAGUUGAAAUCUUCGAGAUCAUAAUCUCACACCUUGCACGUCUCGAAGUUAGAUGCUUGCGACUCGUUUGCAAGGAAUUUGAGGCCAAGGUCUCUGCGCAAUAUUUUCGGAACGUUGUGGUGCCUUUCAAAUCCGAGCUUUAUAGUAAAUUAGAUCGUGAUGAGAACGGCGCCCUCAAACGCACUUCUUCCGCUCUCCUAUCUAAUGGAAUGCGUAUCUUCCAAUCCUUUGGCCCGCACAUUCGACGCUUUGCGCUCUCGUUGGAGCUUGAUGAAGAUACUCUCUCAUACCCCCCAGUCAAACCUUCACAGGAAGCUGUGCCAUCUUUCUGGGGUAUAUACCGCUGGCCCCAUGACACAUAUCACCGGUAUACCGACCUUGAGGGCCUUGAGCAGACUGCUGAUGAAACUGAGGCCAUGAAAGAGGCACUUAAAUGCUUGGUCAAGGUCUCAAAUCUUGGAAUCUGCUGUGAUGCUGGUCUUGGAUUUCUAUUGGGACCGGAUCAUAUAGCACGCAACGCUGCCGCUACUACUAUUGACCCUGUGUUUGCAACCCAGAAUUGGCGUAUCACCAACUCUGAACUUCAACAGAAGAAGCCGACCAUCGUCAGCCUAUCGGAUUUCCACGAACUAGUCAAAGAUCUCAAGAAGCCUGUCUUUGAAAACCCCAUGAGUUUCAAGCAAACCGUAUUGCAAAAGAUGGUGUCUGAUGCUGGCUAUCGAGACGAUCAAAUUAACGAUGCUGUGCGCAUGAUACUCGACACAGAAGGCACUGAUCUCAACACCAUUGACUUUGACGAGAGGGCCUCCCUGCUUAAUGAUUCAGAAUCUCGAAUGCCAUUGUUGUUGAGCAACCGUGCCGACUUCGAACCUGUCGUUUCAGAAAUGGCAAGUCAUGCACUCAUUCCUUCGAGUCUGACCAGAGCACAAAAGGAAAUGCUUCUAGAGCUUGAAUGGGCCCACCGGGCUAUGAUACAGUCCUAUGUGAUUGGUCUAAUCGACAAUGCUCGAGCUGACAGCUUCAUGAAUUUGACAACACUCACGAUUGCCAAAAUCCCCAGCAGCCACGUGUACAUCUUCAGUCGUCACGAUCUUUGGCAAAAUCUACCUUCUCUCAACAAUGUCUCAUUGGGCGUUAUCGCAGACUGGCGACGUGUCUCUAAAACUGCCCCUGGAUGUGUUGAAGACAUUCCACUAUCUCCUGUCGAUGCUGUCAGGAAGGUGUACCAGCUACUCAACAACUAUAUCGGCGCCCAGACCAACAUCGAAAGCCUUCACUUCGAAUGGAUUUGUGGUGGGGAGUUUGCGCCCUCGACGUUCCAGCGAAACCAUUACAUUCUUCCAGCUCCUUUCUUUGAAGACCCUGAGCUCAUGACACGGGUUGAUAGCCCCAGAACUCAUCAAAAUGAUAUCCUGGUCCUACCUUUUGUUAAGCAUUUGUCCUUGAAGAAUUGUUGGGCUUCACCUCACGUCUUCCUUCAGACAAUACGCAACAUGGCUCUCUCUACACUCGAGAAACUUGACCUGGAAUCUGUGUCAAUUUCUGGCCCCCCAACUCUCACUCCACAAGCUCCUCUUCAUGGGCAUCUGAAUAUAAAUGCUGCUCAUAUACUGGGCUUCUUCGCUUUGCCGGCCCAGGUACACCCUCACCCUACGGCAAAUACCCAUGGGCCUCCUCCUCCGCCGCCACCAAUGGCCCAGAUGUUCCAGAUGUAUCAAAACCAGAUGCAAGGCAACAACGCGCCACAGGACCCGGCAGGUACACCAUCAGAAACCUUGCAGCAGCCUGAACAACUUUCAUGGGCAGGCAUCAUAGAACACUUCUCCCCCAGUGUUAAAAUCCAGGACAUCUUGGCCGCCAGAGAUGAGACUGGUUCUAGUUCGGCUGAUCAAAUAAUAUUCAACCAGCCAGAUCCAAUGGGUCAACACAUACCAUCAUCACAUCGCCUACGUUCUGAUGCGAAGAAGUACACUCUGAAGUGUCUUUCAUUCAAAUCAUGUGGUUAUGUGUCAGUCGACAUGGCGGAUAUAAAUACCAGGAGCAUUUUACCCUUUGGUACUCAAGGUCUCGCUGGUAAUGGAAACCCUCAUAGCGCGAAUCUGGGACCUCUGAUGAUGAAAUGCCGUGACAGGCUCCUAGGUCGCAUUGCACCUUUCAUACGAUCCCAGGAGUCAUUUCAACUCACCGAUGCCUUUGGUCUGGAUAUGGGGUGGGAAAACAUCUACGAUCAACGCACAAUUUCUGAUGCUAUUGGCGAUGGCGUUGAGAGCCCUGGAAGAGGGCGCUUUUCAGGCACAAUCGAUGCGAUGCUGCCAGCAGUGUAG
This is a messenger RNA of Fusarium venenatum, 2499 nucleotides long. RefSeq lists its product as uncharacterized. NCBI's taxonomy places the organism in Eukaryota, Fungi, Ascomycota, Sordariomycetes, Hypocreales, Nectriaceae. The record is from RefSeq and is a predicted model, not a curated record.